GCUCAAACAAAGCAGAGCCCUUUCUUGCUCCUCGCCCACUCACUGCCGUUGCUUCACUCUCACUGCUGCUCCUCAGCUCGCUCGCUCGCUCACGGGCCACAAUCCCCGCUGCAGGAGCCAGAUCUCGCCGGGAAGAGGAACCCAGCCCAGCCCCAAAAGCAAUGGCGGAGUGAGGCGCGCGCGCGCGCGGAUCGAGCGAUGCAGCGGGUGGCCAUGGCGGAGGGCGGCGCGGGGGCGGGUGGGAGGACGCUGGGCGCGGUCAUCCGGGAGAAGGACGAGGAGCUGGCGCUCUUCCUCCAGAUGCGCCGCCGCCGCGGCCAGGAGGCCGACCUGCUCCUCGACGCGGACGCCGGGGACGACGACGGGCUGCUGCUGCUCGACCCUCCCCCGCCCCCGCCGCCGCACGCCGAGCCCCGGGCGCCGGCGCCGGCGCCGGCGGGGUACAGGAUGGGCGCCGGGUUCCGGAGGGCGCCCGGCGGGGCCGACGACUUCCUCCACUCCGACGCCGGCGACAAGAACGACUACGACUGGCUUCUCACUCCACCAGGAACUCCACUAUUCCCGUCUCAUGAAGCUGCACCGAAAAGGUCUCCAGUGAGCCAAACUGGAUCACCAAAGACUCGCCAAGCCGCCUUGAAAUCUAGGCUGGCCAAUCAUGCAGAUCCUCCACCAAGAGCCACACUUCCAUUGAGAACAGCAUCGUCGAACAGCUUGAACUCAGCUGCAACAAUUCGUCGGCCAUCGUCAUCUGGGGGGCUUACGUCUAAUUCUUCGAGGCCUUCAACACCAACUGGACGUGCUGCACUGACCGCUACAUCCAAAGGUUCAAGACCGUCAACACCUAAUUCUCGGGCUACUCUGCCUGGCAAGACUGGACCUACUGCCCCAAGAUCGUCAACGCCCACUUCCAGGUCAACACUUCCUGCAGCAAGGUCAACACAGCCGCCAGCAAGGUCAGCACAGCCUCCAGCAAGGACAUCAAUUCCUGCAGGCAGAGCAUCAGCACCUGCUAGCAGAUCAUCAACACCUACUUCAAGAUCAACAAUGCCUGCUACUAGAUCAACUACACCUUUGUCCAGGCCCUCUUUACCAGCCCAAAGCAAGGCUGCAUCAAGGUCAUCAACCCCAACAAGGCGGUCUUCUGCCCCUGCCCCUGCCACCCAGCACAGUAACUUGCCCAGUCCAGUUCGAUCUUCCUCGAUCUCCAGACCAGGACCUACAAUGCCCAAAACUUCUGCAUCAGCAGCGACAACAACAGCGCCAGCACCUUCAAGGGGCAGCUCACCUACUGUCAGAUCAAGACCAUGGAAACCUUCUGAAAUGCCUGGCUUCUCGCUUGAUGCGCCUCCAAAUCUGAGGACUUCACUACCAGAAAGACCAACCUCUGUCACUCGGGGUAGACCUGGAGCACCUAGUUCCAGAUCAUCCUCUGUGGAGCCUGGGCCAGCUGGUCGACCAAAACGCCAGUCUUGCUCUCCUUCAAGAGGGAGGACUUCAAAUGGCAGCGUGCCUUCGGGGAGCUCCAUGCCGGCAGUGAGAAGAUCACAUCUUAACGGAGGUGACAGUGUGAACCCAGUUCAGAUGGGCAAUAAGAUGGUUGAGAGGGUAGUGAACAUGAGAAGACUAGUUCCUCCGAAACAUGAUGAUCAAAGAUCCAGCCUCAAUAGUCUGUCUGGGAAAUCUUUAAAUUCUCCAGACAGCUCUGGCUUCGGCAGGUCAUUGUCAAAAAAGUCGCUGGACAUGGCACUUCGGCACAUGGACAUUCGGCGCAGCAUUCCAAACAAUUUACGGCCUCUUAUGACGAGCAUUCCAGCAUCAUCUGUGCAUAGCGCCCGGUCGGGAUCCACGAGGGGCAGACCACUAAGUGUAUCGGACUCCCCUCUCGCAACAAGCAGCAACGCCAGCUCCGAGCCGAGCGUCAACAACAACCUGAUGUGCUUUGACAGUAUUGACAUCGACGAUGAGCUGUGCAGCAGCGAUAGAGCAGGACAUUAUGCACGAUGAGGUGCAUCUAUGCUAGUCCUAUUAUAAAGUUCUGACUGAUGAAUUCUUACGACCUCCAAAUGUUCAGAGCGGCAGUGUAGAAGAUCAUCUCCAAGAUGAUCUGAUGAGCUGCUUUAUGUAAUGUGGUAGCUGCUCUAUGUAGGUUCAUAUAUUUAGGUUCAUAUAUUUAUCCAUUCAUGUAAUGUGGUAGCUGCUCUAUGUUCAACUAUCAUCUGGACCUUUGUAUUGUUAUUGAUAUGGAAGAUUCUGUCUUUAAUC
Lolium perenne is the source of this 2262-nucleotide messenger RNA. NCBI's taxonomy places the organism in Eukaryota, Viridiplantae, Streptophyta, Magnoliopsida, Poales, Poaceae. The record is from RefSeq and is a predicted model, not a curated record.